AUGAAUGACGAUGACCUCAUCAAUCAGGUAUACCGAAAGAUUGAGAGGGAGAAGGUCCUUAUCAACGCCGCAAACAACAUGCGCCAAUCCUCAAAUCCACAAGUGCAGCAGAGCUUGGAUUCCCAAAUAAGAGAGUCACGAAAGGGGAUAGACUAUCUUGAAGAAAGAAUGAGAGAACUACAGAUGCGAAGGAUGGAGGCAAUGGGGUCGGGAAGCAGUGGUGGACCUCAACCUCCAGCACAUGGGGGCUUAUCACCUCAGCAAAGAGGAGCGCGGAACGCACAAAGGCCAGUCGGACCAACACCUGCACCUAGGGAUGGAGGAGCACGUUUUGGUCAAGAUUCUGGUGACUACGGAGAUCCGGGUAAUGGAGGAUACAUGAACGACAUGAGCGGAGGCCACGGCAUGAUGCCUCCACGAGCCCCAUUCGGUCCUCCUGGUCCGGGGUCUACAACACCCAAAACGAGGCCGAACUAUACAAAACUUGACCUAAUUAAAUACGACACUGCUUAUCUAGGACCCCGAAUACAGCUUAUGCUCUCCCAGCUAGAGUUCAAACUGAGCGUUGAAAAACAAUACAAGGAUGGCGUGGAAAAGAUGGUCAGGCUCUACCAAGAUGAGGGGGACAGGAAGAGCAAAGCCGAUGCAGAGGCCCGACGAAUAGAGAGCAACCAGAAGAUCCAGCUCCUGAAACAGGCUUUAAAGAGGUACGAGGACCUGCACGUAGACAUGGAAAGCACCAACGAUGCGCCAGAUGAUGACAGCUUGAAUUCCCCAAACAUGCGGAAGCCCUUGACAGGUCUCCUCUCCAUGACCGUACAUGCCGUCAAGGAUGUAGACCAUGUCGCCAUUGGGAGGCUUGCUCGGAGCCCAGAGACGUUUGUCGUGUUGAAGGUUGAAGAUACGGUCAAAGCGAGAACGAAGAGUACGAGGAUCGACAAGUGGACCGACGAGGUUCACCAGAUCGACAUUGACAAGGCCAACGAAAUCGAAUUGACUGUGUACGACAAAUCCGGAAGUCACCCGACACCUAUAGCCAUGCUGUGGAUUCGGAUAUCUGAUAUUGCGGAAGAGAUGAGACGUAAAAAGAUUGAAGCGGACUUGGGCGGUGGUUGGGCAACAGCAGACAGGAUGGACAAUCAAGGGAUGCAAAACCGACAAGAUUCUGCGUACUCAUCGUUGCAACAAUCACAGGGCCGUGAACAGCGGGAUUCAAGAGGCUCAUCGGCACAGGCUUCCUACAACGCAGCCCAGCCUCCUUCAAAUCCUGGAGAUGUCGACGCAUGGUUUGCUCUGGAGCCCGUGGGAAGGAUUCAAUUGACUUUGAGCUUCACUAAACAACUCAAAGACCGAAGACCCUUCGACAUUGGUCUCAACCGUAAAGGCGCCAUUCGCCAGCGCAAAGAAGAAGUCUAUGAGCUUUAUGGCCAUAAGUUUGUGCUCCAGCAGUUCUACAAUAUCAUGCGUUGUGCCCUUUGCGGGGAGUUUCUAAAAUACUCCGCCGGUAUGCAAUGCGAGGAUUGCAAAUAUACGUGCCACAAGAAGUGCUACUCCAAGGUGGUCACCAAAUGUAUCAGCAAAUCUAAUGCGGAAACCGACCCGGAUGAAGAGAAGCUCAACCAUCGUAUUCCACACAGAUUCGAGAACUUUUCCAACAUGGGGGCCAAUUGGUGCUGCCAUUGUGGCUACAUCCUGCCACUGGGUCGCAAAAACAAGAAAUGCUCUGAAUGCGCUCUCAGCUGCCAUGCACAAUGCGCUCACCUUGUGCCUGACUUCUGCGGCAUGUCGAUGGAAGUAGCCAACCAGAUCCUAGUACUUUCGCGAGAAACCAAGAAUUUGCAAGGACAGCGACCUUCCAAACCCACAAAUCUGAGCGAAAGGACCUUGAGGCCAAGCGCUGGACGCCCAAGUCCUGCCCCUCAACCGUCUUUUAGACCAGCGCCAGCAACAGAACAGCUCAGCACGCCGGCUACCGACCCCCGAAGAUCACACGGUCAGGAAGAGCAGCUGUAUAGCCAGCCUCCUCCAGCUCCACAGUAUGGAGGACCAUCGGGCGCAGCUCAGAGUGCUGCCAAGAAUGCAACAUAUAGUGGCGAGGGCCUGCCACAGCAACGUCGACCUCAGCAGCCUCCCCGCACUGCUUCGUCCCAAGUGGCCAUUGAUGCCGCUUCUAAGUCCAUGGGUUUCAACAACAAAAGAGACUGUCAUCGCCCAGAUCGAAUACAACCACUGACUUCAGCUCACUUUCUGGCAUGCCCGGUGCAGGCUAUCCAUCUAUGGAUGAAGGGCCACAACAACCUCCGCAAGCCACCUAUAAUCCGAAAGACUAUGCAGGCUACGGUGGUUACCCUUCGCAAGCGCCUCCUGCCUCUGUCGUCCAGCCUCCACAACAGCAGCCCAUUUUCCAAGAGCCAACCAGAACACAGCAACAAAACCAGCAAGUCGUCAAGGCGCUACCUGCAAGCGAAGCCGCCCCUCAACAGGGUAUGGGAAGGCGCAUUGGGCUUGAGCACUUCAACUUCCUUGCUGUGCUCGGGAAGGGUAAUUUUGGUAAGGUUAUGCUGGCAGAAACAAAAGCUACAAAGAAGCUUUACGCCAUCAAGGUCCUCAAGAAAGAGUUCAUCAUCGAGAAUGAUGAAGUAG
Molecule: messenger RNA, 2643 nt
Organism: Letharia columbiana
Lineage: Eukaryota; Fungi; Ascomycota; Lecanoromycetes; Lecanorales; Parmeliaceae
Exons: 5
Coding region: 1-2643 (880 amino acids)
Biological process (GO): signal transduction; protein phosphorylation; fungal-type cell wall biogenesis
Molecular function (GO): diacylglycerol-dependent serine/threonine kinase activity; ATP binding
Source: RefSeq, a predicted model, not a curated record